UUGGAGGGAAGAAACAUUUUGAACAAUAUAGAGGUUCCUUUAAAAGGAUAAUUUUAUUUAAAAUCGAAAAACAAGCAACAACCAUCAAGAUGAACGAAUCAACUGCAUUAACUCCCGGGCCAAGGGUGUUCGAUCGAUAUGAGUUUGUAUCAGAGUCCCCGGCUGUAGGGGUUUUCUUGAUUAUAGUAUUGAUAUUUGCAUCACUAAUUGGGGCAUUCGGAAAUCUGCUCAUAUUGGUGUCUCUUUUCAAGUGUAGGAUGAUUAAAUCUUUAGAAUGCAUCUUCAUCGGUAACUUGGCUCUCUCUGAUUUGUAUGUGACUUUGGUUGCCGACCCGAUGAGCAUAAUUGCUAAACUAGAAGGGGAAUAUUUCUUCAAUUCCAUAGAUGGGUUAUGCCAAGUAAUCGCCUAUAUUUGUACAAUGGCUUGCGUAAAUUCUCUUGGUUCAAUAACAUUGAUGAGUUUUAACCGUUACAUUCUUAUUUGCCAUCACGAAUAUUACAACAAAAUUUUCAAAAAGAGCACAUGCAUUGCGAUGUGUGUUUGCUUAUACCUUAUUGGUCUUACGCUUGUUCUUUUAAAUUUGGCGGGAAUUGGAGACCAUUCCUUUGACAGGAAAAGCCUUGAAUGUAUAUGGGACCGCAUGGCAACGUAUUAUUAUACUGUGGUAUUUUCCGUGCUUUUAGUAUGGAUUCCAGUAACUGUAACGGGAAUAUUUUACUUGAAGAUUUUCGUAACUGUUCGGAAGAGUACGAAAAAAAUUACACAAGUCACGUGUGCAGACCACAACCAGAAAUCAGUCAACCUUGCACGAACAUUGUUUUUUAUUUACGUUAUUUUUUCUCUGUGUUGGAUUCCAUACGCCUUGAUUAUAGUGAUAGACAGAAAUGACACAUUUCCAUAUGAGCCACAUUUGAUUCUCACUGUUUUUGGCCAUUUACAUCCUUCAAUCAACUGGUUGGUUUACUAUUUCACCAACACAAAAUUUCGUAAGGCUUUUGACAGACUUGUAAAGCUGAACAAAUUUUUCGACUUAUGCAAGAAAAAGAAGGAAAUACCGAUUGAAAUGUCGAAGACACCAACACACUCAAACGAUAUUUUGACUACCAAAACACAAAAUUAUCAUUCGUCUUCAGGAACUGAAUAACACGAGAAUACCUUUCCAUAAAUAUUUACUAUGACUGUGCAAAAUUUAUCUGUGAUCAAAGCUAAGGACAAUACCCUUGAGGACAUUCAUAAUUUUCAAUUGUGUAAAUAAGUGCUUAGGUAAAGUUUAAGGAAUAAA
This is a messenger RNA of Saccostrea cuccullata (small rock oyster), 1283 nucleotides long. RefSeq names its product melatonin receptor type 1B-A-like. NCBI's taxonomy places the organism in Eukaryota, Metazoa, Mollusca, Bivalvia, Ostreida, Ostreidae. The coding region runs from base 90 to 1145 and encodes 351 amino acids. Gene Ontology annotation, biological process: phototransduction; cellular response to light stimulus; G protein-coupled receptor signaling pathway. The record is from RefSeq and is a predicted model, not a curated record. Gene Ontology annotation, cellular component: plasma membrane. Gene Ontology annotation, molecular function: G protein-coupled photoreceptor activity. The transcript is spliced from 2 exons.